Molecule: messenger RNA, 2072 nt
Organism: Cavia porcellus (domestic guinea pig)
Lineage: Eukaryota; Metazoa; Chordata; Mammalia; Rodentia; Caviidae
Product: steroid 17-alpha-hydroxylase/17,20 lyase
Exons: 9
Coding region: 1-1767 (588 amino acids)
Biological process (GO): hormone biosynthetic process; progesterone metabolic process
Molecular function (GO): heme binding; iron ion binding; steroid 17-alpha-monooxygenase activity
Source: RefSeq, a predicted model, not a curated record
AUGUGGGAAUUGGUGACCUUGCUGGGGCUCAUCCUAGCUUAUCUCUUUUGGCCCAGACAAGGGUCUUCUGGUACCAAGUACCCAAAGAGCCUCCCCUCUCUGCCCGUCGUGGGCAGCCUGCCAUUCCUUCCCAAAAGCGGCCACAUGCACGUGAACUUUUUCAAACUGCAGAAGAAAUAUGGUCCCAUCUAUUCCUUUCGUCUGGGCUCCACAACUACAGUGGUCAUUGGCCACCACCAGCUGGCCAGGGAGUUGCUUAUCAAGAAGGGAAAGGAAUUCUCUGGACGGCCCCUGACGACCACUGUGGCCCUCCUGUCAGACAAUGGGAAGGGCAUUGCUUUUGCUGACUCCAGUGCCACUUGGCAGCUGCACCGGAGGCUGGUCCUGAGCUCCUUUUCCCUGUUCAGGGAUGGUGAGCAGAAGCUGGAGAACAUCAUCUGUCAAGAACUCAGUGCCCUGUGUGAUUUUCUGGCCACCUGUGAUGGACAGGUCAAGGAUUUAUCUUCGUCAAUCUUCAUGACGGUAGUCAACAUCAUCUGCAUGAUCUGCUUCAGUGUCUCAUACAAGGAGGGGGACAUGGAGUUGGUGACCAUAAGGCGCUUCACAACAGGCUUCGUGAAUAGCCUGAGUGAUGACAAUCUCGUGGACAUAUUCCCCUGGCUGAAGAUCUUCCCCAAUAAAACCCUGGAAAUGAUAAGGAAGUAUACUGAAAUCCGAGGAGCCAUGCUGAGUAAGAUCCUGAAAGAGUGCAAGGAGAAGUUCAGAAGUGACUCUGUCUCCAACCUAAUAGACCUGCUCAUCCAAGCCAAGGUGAAUGAAAACAACAACAAUUCCAGCUUGGACCAGGACUCCAAUCUGUUUUCAGAUAAGCACAUUCUCACCACCUUAGGAGACAUCUUUGGGGCUGGUGUGGAGACCUCCAGCUCCGUGGUGCUCUGGGUCAUAGCCUUCCUGCUGCACAACCCACAGGUGAAGAAGAAGAUCCAGGAGGAGAUUGACCACAAUGUGGGUUUCAGCCGCACGCCCACCUUCAGUGACCGGAACCACCUGCUCAUGCUGGAGGCCACCAUCCGAGAGGUCCUCCGCAUCAGGCCGGUGGCCCCCAUCCUCAUCCCUCACAAGGCUAACACUGACUCCAGCAUUGGAGAGUUUGCCAUUGACAAGGACACCAAUGUGCUUGUCAACUUGUGGGCCUUGCAUCACAAUGAGCAGGAGUGGGACCGGCCGGACCAGUUCAUGCCUGAGCGCUUCCUGGACCCAACAGGGAGCCAAAUCAUCGUCCCCUCCUCGAGCUACUUGCCCUUUGGAGCUGGGCCCCGCUCCUGUGUAGGAAGCCCGCUCUGGCUCUGCAGCCAGCCCGAGUGUUGUCCACAGAACCCAAGGCACAGCAAGUCAGCCCAGCCUAAGGCACCAACAGCCUGCAAGCCUCCUCUCCAGACCACUGUGAGCUCCUCUGAAGAGGAGCAGGCCCAGAAGGCAUUCCAUCCCCCGAGCCUAACACAGGGUGGCACCACGCAGGCCUGGGCACUGGUGAGGCCACCCAGCUGUCCCCAGACUCUGGGCCUUGCAGCCUUCUCACCAGGGUUAGCCAGGAGUGGUCCAGCCAACCUAGCUUGGUUGAAACAGGAAAUGGGUGUGGGGAAUUUCUCUAGUCUUGUUCACCACAACUGCCCCAUCUGGAGCUUGGGGCAUGAAUCAGGUCUCCACCAGCACUUGGUCGCUUGGGGUCAUGAGACAACCCAGCUGUCACUUCUCAUUGGAGAAUGAGGAACUCGGUGAUCCAGGAGCCUGGACAACAGGGAGACACAUAGCCACUAGAAACCAGCCCACAGGCGCCGUUCCAUCAGUCAACAGCUUUUAAGAAUGAGCCCUGCCUGGUGGGACGUGCCUGUAAUCCCAGCAUUCUGGGAGGUUGAGGCAGGAGGACUGCAUAUUUGACCCCCAAUCUAGGUAACUUAGAUGUCUUAAAAUUAAAAAAAAAAUUAAAGAGCUAAGGCUAUAGCUCAAUGUAAGGUCCUAGAUUCGACUGUUAAGAGCUUUAAAAAUGAAUGAAUAAAAAACGGCAGAAAUGA